Cuscuta epithymum is the source of this 597-nucleotide messenger RNA. Lineage: Eukaryota; Viridiplantae; Streptophyta; Magnoliopsida; Solanales; Convolvulaceae. The record is from the annotation of a GenBank genome assembly.
GAAGUUUUGAACGCAAUCUUUCAUUGUCGCAAAUGCGGGAACCAGAAAAGCAUUGCUAAGGCCAGGUGCAACGUUCCUAUAACAAUAAAUGAUGGGGAUAAUGAGAUCCAAACUGUACUCUUUGGAGCAAUGGGAGAGGACUUGCUCGUCAUGGAUAUACAAGAAAUCAUUGAAAAAGAAGCCCAGGUAUAUUCAUUGCAUUCAAGAAAAUACCUCAAUACAAAACCCACACCAUUACACUGUUUUCAUGCAGGAAGAAGGAAUCAAUGUGAAGGCAAAAAAUGAGGUGAUCCACGGUGUCUAUUUUCGAAUCAAAGUGGGUUACAGAAAGACUAAGUUCCACGGUGAAACAAAAACAGCGUACACAAUCCUUUGCAUGGAAGAAAUUGAAGACACCUCAACCACCGAACACAGUGUCAUGCCAAAUACACCCACAUCCUCUUCAUUGAAGCGAAAGUUCAGCACCCCUACCAAAACUUCAGGAAUUCCCGAAGAAGUGAUACACACACCACCAACUCCAGCGAACAAAGAUGGAAAACUUAAAUCCAUCCGCAUUGAAUGAAGAUUCUGCAAGGAGAAAGGACUUUUUAUUAUGUU